Messenger RNA from Lodderomyces beijingensis, 657 nucleotides. The record is from the annotation of a GenBank genome assembly. Lineage: Eukaryota; Fungi; Ascomycota; Pichiomycetes; Serinales; Debaryomycetaceae.
AUGCAUUCAUUGACGAAAAGAGCAGCCUUGCCUCAUAUAAAGCAGCAAACGAGGUUGCUUGCUCCCGCCACAAGCCAGCUCAAUCCGUUGCCUUCGUAUACAUUUAAACGCAAUGUUUCAUCGAAGGAAUUAACACCACAGCAAUUGCCAACAGACUUUCCCUUGAUGUCUCAGAAAACCGCAACAAGCCCCAUAGAUUACGCAUUGACGUCGUUGGACUCGAUUGCCAACUGGGCAAGGAAAUCUUCGUUUUGGCCCGUGACGUUUGGGUUGGCUUGCUGUGCGGUGGAGAUGAUGCACGUUUCAGCCCCAAGGUACGAUCAGGAUAGAUUGGGGAUUAUCUUUAGAGCCUCGCCACGUCAGAGUGAUAUCAUGAUUGUUGCUGGAACCUUGACCAACAAGAUGGCGCCUGCCUUGAGACAAGUCUACGACCAAAUGCCCGACCCCAAGUGGGUCAUAUCUAUGGGCUCGUGUGCCAACGGAGGAGGCUACUACCACUAUUCAUACGCGGUAGUCCGGGGCUGCGAUAGAGUUGUGCCUGUUGACAUCUAUGUGCCUGGAUGUCCACCCACUGCCGAAGCUUUGAUGUAUGGUGUUUUCCAGUUACAAAAGAAAAUGAUGAAAACAAGAAUAACUAGGUUAUGGUAUAGAAGUUAG